Molecule: messenger RNA, 19067 nt
Organism: Spirometra erinaceieuropaei
Lineage: Eukaryota; Metazoa; Platyhelminthes; Cestoda; Diphyllobothriidea; Diphyllobothriidae
Source: the annotation of a GenBank genome assembly
AUGACGUAUCUUACCAAGUUUGACUCGAAAUCGGCUCGCGUGAAAGGUAUUUUACUCAGUUUUAAAAUGUUUGUCUUUCUGGCGGUGGUAGUCAUUUGUCUCAAUCCUAAGUUUAUGCGAUCCACCGACGUGCUCCUACCUGAUAACAUUCCACCCGUACCUUGCAACUCCUGCCGAACCUCUUUUGUGGACUUAUUGCUUGCUCUACUGAUUGGCUAGUUCCUGUCAGUUCCUGAUAAACACAGUCCACCCGUCCGUUCUUACGAGUCGUACCAAAGUCCUCGAUGGCGAACGCACUCAUCGGUCGCACGCGUCACCCGGGAUCGGCUCGACUGGAUGACAUUCUGCCCGAGCCAUUAAGAUACGUUGUUCUUUAUAUCUAACGCCUGACAGUGUGGCAAACCAUGUACACAUACUCGCACACAUCAAUGUCGCGCUGCGUGCCGAGCGCAGACGAAUGUGUUCCCAAGCUGCGCGGGCGUCCUCCGGUCUGAUAAGGGAGCUAGCCGAAUAAAGCAUGCUGGGUAGUGCCUCAGACUUCCGCAUCAGUGAAGACUCAGGCCAAUCAGAUAACUAGACAGAGACUCGGCGUAAACUGUAGCUGCCAGUGAGUGGCUACUCAUCUGCUAAUGCAGUGUUAUUGGGGCUGUCGUAGGGUCGCGUUUGCCGUUUCAGUAGCUUAUUCAGCUUACCUAAAUAGUUUUCGGGAGGUAACGAAAAGGAAAAGUCACGGGGGCUAUGGUGGUCUACUUAAUCCCCAAUGCGCAUGAUUCUGUGCACAUUGUAGGCCAUUUGUUCCUCGCUGUAUGAAGUAGAAAAUCCGCGGCGGAAGUUUCAACAAUUGUUUACGACUGGCAAGCUGCAUGUUGUCCCGAAGGCGUUCUCGCACUCACUGGUAACUGAGUCACGACCGUCAUUGGAAUAUCCGUAUGACCUCGCACAUGAGCGUACGCUACAUUACGCUGCAGGACCCAAUCGCGCAAUCAUUUCUGAACAGUUGUAUGACGCGGUUCUGUAGUAAUGUAUCUGCCGCCUUCUGUCCUUUCCAAUUCAUCUGAUUUAUUAAAUUCGAUGACGUUUGACAGUUAUGACAUGACCCCUUCUCCUUCACUGUGGUCCGAAUAAGAUUCCAAUCGACCGAACUAGGUUGGCAACGGUUCUUGCAGCUUGUGUCGAUUUCAAAUCUCAUUAAUAUUACGACAUCUCGCCGGCGUCUACAUAUUCUUUUAGAUUUUUUUGAGCAUGACAGCUAAAAAGACUAACUACAGUAUAUGGGGGUGAGCACGGAGUGCGUUUGUCACGCUAGCGUCAGCGAAUGGUGUCGCCACCACCGCAUGCGUGAUGUCCCGCCUACCUAAUUGCAGUACAUCGACUCAAUAUCAACUGCUGUUAGUUUCACCUUCGUUUUUAAAGGCAUUUCUUUACUAAUACCAUCCGAUUUUCCUUUUUCGCGGGUGAAAUAAUUCCUGGGUACCUUUUAUGUUGUUUCUACUUGCGAUCCGAAACCGCAAGUGACUCAUUUUCCACUUCCUAUCGUGUCCUGUCGUUUUUUCUGACAACCAACUUCUGCAAUGGUGGCUUUUCAGCUAUCCGAUAAGGAUUAUUCAUUCCCGUAGCCUUCUGUGGAAAUAAAAAUCGGUUUAAAUUCCCAUACUCUAACCCUUUUUCGUCUGUGUUUAUCAUUGAACGUUGAACGUUCUCGUUGUUCUUGCGUCACAACUUUUUUUCUUUAUGAUUUCUCUGACUUCGAACUUUUCCUGGUCAUCUUACUUCGACGCCACACUCAUGACUAGGGGAGUUGCGCUAUCCCCUCUGAGAUCCCAAACGCCCUCGUCGAGUACCCGCGCUGGUGACUCCUUAGUAAGACGGGCUAGCUGUCUUCUUCACCGGAUUUAUCAACAUAACUUCCCUGACCUUUUUGCCUGUACUUACUAAUUCAGUGUAAUCAAGUCUAUGAUGUCAGAAUGGCAUUUUCAAGGCCCACCACCUAGGAAGCUGAUGUGACGACUUGACCGGUGGCAUUUUCUGUAAACGGUAAAUUAGGACGGUUUUUUUUGUUAAGGUUUGGCAUUCCAUCCUAAACGACCAUGGAUCCUCUCGAGUCUUCAUACUGGCGUAAUUCAGCUGUGGGACUAUCGGGCGUGUACUUUGAUUGACAAAUUUGAGGAACACGAGGGCCCCGUUAGAGGCAUAGACUUCCACAAAAAUCAGCCCCUAUUUGUCUCUGGUGGUGACGACUACAAAAUAAAGGUUUGGAACUACAAACAUAGGAAGUGUCUUUUCACCUUGCUCGGCCACCUGGACUACAUCCGGACAACCUACUUCCAUCAUGUAAGUUGUCAUUUUUACAUGUCUCGGACUUAUCUCAGCAUUUUUUGCUAGCCACACCCCAUUAUUUGUAGGAGCUAAAAUUUAGGGUGUUAUCUUACUUCCAGGUGUACCUUGUGUAUGUGUCCUGGUGGAGACUUAACUUGGCUGGGCUAGUAGUGUUCGGAGCGUUUUGCCGCACCUGGUGCCUAUUUCACAUUACCCCUACCUGCAUUAAGCUUUCAUUUGUGGUUUCACGGAACCGUGAGUCGGUCAUGCCCUGGUAAUUGCUCAAAAUUGAUGGGAGUAAGUCGGACCAGGGUAGUCGAUGUAUCUCCAGCCGCAGCGGAUUUCUUCCUUCGUUGGAAGGAAACAACUGUGUUGAUUCACGUGGAGACAAGGCUUAGGCCAAGUCAGUCACUGCGUACAAUUUCUAUGCCCGUUCGCCUGGCCUAGUUUUGCGACUUAGUCACGGUCAGAAUGGGAGGAGAGAGGGCAACCAAUGCUGUGCAGGCCCUCAGCAUAAUCUAACUCGCAAAUCUUCCUCACCAUUUAGUCACCAGCACCAUACCCAUUCCAACCUCGCAACCUCGGAGGGUCCUACAGAGAGGGUAACUUGUAAUCCAACAGGCCGCCUAAAUCAAUUCGGGUCGUCUUUUUGCUGAACCAUUCGUCAGUCGUAGUGGAAUUUGGUAGCUGUGCCCUAUUUAUCGACGCAAUACCCGCCUCCUCAUGGACCUAGGGACUGGGAAAGAUACUCUGAACGAAUGAUUGUUCAUGCCGUUCACACAACUGAUUGUGACUGCAAGACGUGGCAUACACGGUCGAAACACGAUGAUAAGAAACAGAACAUGUCCCCAUCACUCCCCCUUCGGCCAGUGUGACCUCAUCCAUUCUGGCGAUCUGGACUGUAUUCUAUUUAGGUAACUGUAUGUCUAACCGACAAAUCUGAUUGUCCGCCAAUUUGCGCGAUAGAACAUAAACAUCUACAUCCUCUACAAGACCCGCCUCUCAGAACAUAAACGACUGAAUGAAGUGGGAGCUGGAUACACCUCCAAGGGCGACUGUCAUAGGGGAACCGUAAUCAUUCUCUUUAUCAGUUACAUAUCGAACCACUUAUUACAAUGCGGCUUUAACUUUUGGGGAAGAGAUUUGCAACCAGUUUUAACGCCCCUGCUCCGACAAUGCCGAGCUCUGUUACUAUGUACUCCUUCUUCGUUGAAAAUUCCAAGUGGAGCUUGAAACUGAAACUUUCAGAGACCACAUAUCACAGGGUCAUCGAGGGUUAACUGCUACUUGCUUCUCGGAAGCUUUUGCCAUUAUCACCGUUGACGAAGUACCAUAAGAAGCAACAAACGCGUUGGAUGGGAGAUCACAUCACCAAACAUCACAUCACAUCAACAAGGUGUUCUUGUCCAACGAAGAGAAGCUCGCUUUGAAUGGUUCAAACAAUUGGAUGUAGUACUAGCAUGGCUUGAUACCUGCGAUAGACAAGGGUUUGGAAGAGGCAGUGCUAUGAUCUUAGGAUCUUUUGUUUCGCGCAAAAAGUUGAAAUUGGUUUUUUUGCCGUCAACACACAAUGCUAGGUCAUAAACAGACACUUUCCGCUCGAUCGCUGUCUUGUUUGAGCGAUGGACAUGUAGCGUACUCGUGAACCAGUGAACGAAUCUGUGGCUAGCAAGCAAUCGCUGAACUCCGACCUUAACCCCAGCAACGAACCUAUGGGGAAUGUUAUCCAGUCAGCCGAAGAAUCAACUGGAGAAGACCAUUCGGCAAGCGGGAGGUGCGUUGAGUGGAGUGAAACUCGAUUAUUUGAGUGAUGGCAGGAAUAGGUGUUGUGUUUAAAUUAUACUACGAAAUGAAAACCAUGUUGUUUUAAGUUUAGAAAGUGGUGCCGAAAUGUGAGUGGCCUAGUAAUAGAGGAACAGCCACAUUUUGACUAUUCUUGUUAUUUGGCGUCGUACUAAAUCAUUUUGGGGUAAAAUCUUAUUCGCACUAAGAGCCGACACUUCUCACCGUCACGCAGAAUUAUUGAAACUUAAGCCAAAACAUGUAUUCUUACAGUUUUGCAACAGACCAUGUGGCCCCAGGUAGGAAAAGUAUCCGCAUCAUGAGGAUCACGCCGAUCGGGCUCAAGAAAUCUCGCCAUUAAAUCCCCGUACAUCCUCAGAGUUCACGUAUUUUACGUCACUCACAAGGACAGUUAUCGCCCUAGCUUUCACGAUUUUCAGAACGAUCUAUAAUGACUGGCAGAGAACUUGCUAGGUUUAGUGAUGAGCAGGCCUCAAGAGGUAGUUUGUUGACACCUGAAAACAGACUAUUAGGCUUAUCUUGUUUUCUGUAGUUGGUAGUUUCAAUCGUGGUUAUGGAAAAAUGCAGAGACGUUAACAAAUAAUCCUUAGUUUACCCAUACAUCAAUUGAUUGUGUUGGUUUCUCUUGCGUUAAAACACUUGUUAGUUUGAACCCUCCAACGGUUACUUGGCACUUCCUAGCUGUCUCCCCAGGAUCACUCUCGUAAUGAAAGGGGCAUUAGCGUAUUUCGAUGGAUUGAAUUUUAACCUAGUCUAAGUCAGAAAGACGGAAUUCAUGUAAGUGCCACUUAUCUGCACCGUCGCAGGGGAGAGUAGAAUCUCAGGAUUUGACCACAGCUGCGACGUUCCAUCCCCGUAACCGUCAUUAAGUGUCCUCGCAGAAACUCGCAUAUUUUUCACUACGUGAACUAGACAAGGGGUGCUAAUUGCACCGGUCCCAUAGACGCCCUAGCUGUACCCGAAGCACCUUUUUUCAUGCCUUUUUAUUAUCAUUUUUUGUAGGAACACCCUUGGAUCCUCAGUGCCUCAGACGACCAAACCAUCCGCAUCUGGAACUGGCAGUCGCGAACGCCAGCCUGUGUGCUAACUGGCCACAGCCACUAUGUAAUGUGUGCACAGUUUCACCCUAAGGAAGACCUUGUCGUUUCCGCCUCGUUGGAUCAGACUGUCCGCAUCUGGGACAUUUCUGGCUUCCGAAAAAAGAAUGUCGCCCCAAGCAAUAUGACCGGUCUCGAGGUAUUUCUGUUUUUCACUCUCGAGGAGGAUUUGGACUUAUACUGCGUUCUGCUUAAAUUAAUAAACUCUUCGUGCCCACUGCAUAUAAUUUUUCAGCUUCAUAUAGAAACAGGCCGGCCAUCUAUUCCUUCACUUCUCCACCAUGCCUAGUCUUAGGAAAACAAUUUUUCUUCAUACUCCAAGCUCGUACUUUAAGAUACUUGUGCCAGACCGAUCCUCCACUUUAAUCACUUCCCGUCCUAUUAAUUUUUGUGCUCUUGCGACCCGUAUUACAUCGAAUUACUUUAAAAGGUUAAACAAAAUUUCAGCCGAAUAUGUGCUCCAUCCUUCGACUCGAAUUUUUUUUCCAACUACCUCCGCCUUGCCUUUACAACCAAGAUUUCGACUGUCUGCUUGUCUUUACUCAUUCCUAUUUGUUAAGCAAACUGAUAAACGUGUGACAUAUCCUGGAACUUUCUGAAUAUACUUUUAAAAACUAGGAGCAAAUGCGCUAUCUGACGGGUGGAUCCGGACAUGGUGGAUCGAGCUCUCCUAUAGGUGGCAAUGCCGAGUUAUUCGGUACAGCAGAUGCUGUUGUUAAGCACGUCCUGGAGGGCCACGAUCGCGGCGUUAACUGGGUCGCCUUCCACCCAACCCUGCCGAUUGUUGUCUCCGCAUCAGAUGACAGGCAUAUUAGGCUUUGGCGUGUGACAGGUAAUUUACCAGCACCACUUUGCACCAUACCACCUCUCGUAUUAUUAACUAAACCACGCAGUGUUUUUGUGGACAAAAUAUGCCUUUUCGGAAGUCCAAGCUGGUCAUUGCAGGUUCCUUUUUGAAUGGAUUGUUUGACUUGUCACAUUUGCUGGUUUCAAUCUGAAAAUUCCCAAAAUAAUAUCAUAAAAGUGUAUCAUUGAAAUUUCGGUUCUGACCCUAAAAAGUCAUGUCCCGGCGAUUUAACUCCAAGUCCUGCACUGAUUAAUUUCUGAAAUUAUUCACCUGAUUAUUCUCUGGAGUUCAUAUACCAGAAACCGCUAGAGAACGCUGGGGGUCCCACUGAAGAGCCGAACCCCUCGCAGCUGUGUCCCGCAGCGGCAGAAUAUCGGCGGAACACGUGUCUGGGCUUUUAGCAAGUAUCUAUUUAGGGAGUACGGUAUAAUACCUUUACAAUAUAUAAAUAUAUAUAUAUACCGAUAUGCGUAAAGAUUCGAGUUCCAGACAUUGUAUCGCGUUCAUCAUCUCCCGAAGAAGACGAAGAAGAAGAGAGGGCGAAUCCAUGGACCAUAUUGUAUUCGAACUGACGUUUCGGAAUCUUCCUCGUGAUGAUGGAAACGAGGAAGUUUCCGAAACGUCAGUUCGAAUACAAUAUGGUCCAUGGAUUCGCCCUCUCUUCUUCUUCGUCUUUUUCGGGAGAUGAUGAACGCGAUAUAUAUAUCGAUAUGCGUAAAGAUUCGAGGUCCAGAUAUUGUAUCGCGUUCAUCAUCUCCCGAAGAAGACGAAGAAGAAGAGAGGGCGAAUUCAUGGACCAUAUUGUAUUCGGACUGACGUUUCGGAAACUUCCUCGUUUCCAUCAUCAGAGGAGCGUAAUUGUUGCACUUGCGGGUCUUGAGUUGUUCAGUCUUGCCGCUUGCCUCGUGUGUGAAGUUGGUCUAAUUGGUUUCUCUUGACAAUGACAAAUGUGCUCUGAUGAAGAAAGUUAUCAAGCAGAAGUGAAAUGCCUUUUCAAAUUAUUUUCCCACAACGGCUACCCGCGCCACUUUGUGCAUCAUUGCAUGAAACAUGAGUUUAAACAGAAAGGUAUUUCGAAAACAGCGGCCACCCAAGCACCAAACACUUUCACCUGGCGGACCCUCCCAUACAUCAAAAAUGUAUCUGAACUCGUCGAAAGACAACUGAAAAAGCAUCAGAUACACGUAGCACACCAACCUACAACCACCUUGCGUACACAGAUUGUACACCCUAUGGACAGGGUUGGUUAUCUUGAUAGGAAAGGUGUUGUCUACAAGAUACCAUGUUCCAGUUGUGAUGCCGUGUAUUGUGGCCAAACUGGGAAAUCCGCCUCUACCCGCAUACAUGAGCAUCAGUUAGCGGUGAGGAGACGAGAUCAUUUAUCCCAGGUGGCUAUGCACACACUGGACACAAAUUUGCAUGGGAGAACACCCGCAUUGUUGGCGCCUGCCCAAUAAGGAAAGGCCGCGAAUUCCUGGAAGCAAUGCACUCAUAUGAGGCAUGCAUCAAUCGGCAUAUCGAUUUAGAUGCCACGUACAAAUUUCUCAAGGACAAAUGGAAGCGAGCGCAGCCAAUGCCGAGGGGAUGACGAAAUCGUUGACGCGCAUUGGCGCAGGCUUCGGCCAACCAUAGAAUCACUUGUUUGACACGGUUAAAUAGUUAACUGUUUUUGUACAUUGCCCAAAAGUCUGACGACGAGCUGGGGAACCAGACUCGAAAAUUUACUCAUUAAAGUUUAUUCCCUUCCCAAAGAAUUCUACUUAUUUUCAAAUAUAUAUAUAUUGGAACGCAGGCAUCCCAAGAAAUAUAAUUUGAAAUCAAAUACGUUCUUUGGGAAAGAGAGAAAUCUUUAUUGAGUAAAUUUUCGACGUCGAUUCCCCGUGUCGUCGUCAGACUAGAGUAAAUAUGCAGAAAACAACUAAAAUUUCAAACGUGCUACAAAAUCAAUACUCAUUUGGUGCCUCAGCUAGUAAGCUGCCGUCGUAUGUGUCAGUCCGUAUUGAUCGGCUUUCGUCUCUUCCACUUUUCUCUGAGAUUUUUGUACGUGGCAUCUAACUCGAUAUGCCUGUUGAUGCAUGACUCAUUGGAGUGCAUGGCUUCAAGAAACUCUCGGCCUUUUUUAGAUGGGCAAACUCCGACGAUGCGAGUUUUGUCCCAUGCGAAAUUGUGCCCAGUAUCAAGAGUGUGCAUGGCCAUUUGAGACAAGUGGUCUCGCCUCUUAACUGCAAGUUGAUGUUCGUGGAUGUGUAUAGAGGCAAAUUUUCCCGUUUGGCCACAAUAUACGGCAUCAGAGGCAUCGCAUGGGAUCUUAUAGACGACUUCUUUUUUAUCGAGAUAGCCAACCCUAUCCUUAGGGUGUACAAGUUGGGUGCGUAAAGUAGUCGUCGGUUUGUGCGCCACUUUUAUCUGGUGUUUCCUCAAGUGUCUUUCAACAAGUUCAGACACAUUCCUGAUGUAAGGAAGGAUUCGCCAAGUGUUUGCUUUGGGCGCUUGAUUGGAACUAUUUAGUUCCUUUGUUUUUAUCUCUUGUUGUUUUAUGCAUCGACGUACGAAAUCUCUAAGGUAUCCGUUCUGGGAAAAUAAUUCAAAUAGGUAGUUUGGUUCAACUUUGUAGCUUUCUUCAUCAGAGCAAUGUGUUUUUGCUCGAUGUAUCAGACUUUUGACAGUACUCUGCUUGUGAGAGAUGGAACGUUGCUUUCAUAGUGCAGAAUUAUUUCUGCAUAUGUUUCUUUGCGGUAAACGGAGGUGUGUAAUGUUCCGUAAGUCUUACGCUGUACGAGAACAUCUAGAAAUGGGAGUUUAUUGUCAAGUUCUUUUUCCAACGUGAAUUUAAUUCCCGGAACGGUUGAAUUGAUUGUGUUGUGGAGUAUUUCUAGUUGAUCCGUUUUAACGACGACAAACGUGUCGUCUACAUAUCGUACCCAUAACUUAGGGUUAACUAAUGGAAGAGCCACCGAUUCCAAUUUCUGCAUUGUCACCUCGGCAAGAAAGCCAGAUAUGGGUGAUCCCAUUGGAGCACCUUUUAGUUGUUGAUAAUAUUGGUGAUCGAACGAAAAAUUGGUUUCUAAACAAAGGUCCAUUAGUUCAAGUAAGGCAGCUGCAGGAACAUCCGUGUCAUAGGACUUUAGGAGUUCAUCUGUGCAUUGCCUUGCGAAAUCCAGUGGUAUGGAAGUGAACAAAGAAAUCACAUCAAAGGAGACCAUUAUCUCAUCCGCGGAAAUUGUGAAGUCUCUCAAUUUCUCUAGAAAGUCCAUGGAGUUCUGAAUGGAAGUGGCACAAUCUCUCGUACGAUGCCCUACCCUAUUUGGGGCGUCUAGUUCGAGGAAUUUCUGCAUGGCUCUCGUGGGGUUUUUCCAUACCUUGUCAACCAUCUUGCCUAAUAAAUCAUCUGCAGUUCCUUGAAACAACGUUCUCCUGUGGAACGUUUUAAAUUAUUACCUGCCAUUUAUCACUAAAGAAAAGUCAAAUUAUUUUUGGUUGUGGAUAGGUUGUUUAGCUCCAUUGUCUUCCGUAUACACAGCUAACUACUAUACUUGUUUAAGUAGGCCUUGUGUUGUUUGCCAUUUUAUGUCAGCAAGAAGUGGCCCUUCUUUGUUACCUAGCCCAUUUGUAUGAUCGCAUUCACGGAGUUGUUUCAUUGUGAACUUUUUAUCGAGAAAAUUUCUUGACAUUAAGUGGCCUUCGGUUUCCGCUCCCAACCCUCUGCAAUUCGUUUUGUCUUACCCCGACUACAACAAGUUCUGUAAGGACCUCAUUCCUUGUUUCUUAUGUUAGACGGCGUUCGUCAGUAAUAUCUUGCGUUAAGCAUUUACAUGUUUGCACCAGCAUGCUGCUUUCCCUACCAGACUGCUUGAGAUGAGGCUGUUCAGUCUUCGACCUCCUCGACUUCUAACACGGUUUUUUUGUCGAACUCGUACGUCAUGACUUACUUUUUUCUCCAAAAGGGGCUAGCAUUAGCCUGCUACUAAUGAUGCAACAGGAGGCCGACCCGUUAUCGAGGUCAAACAAGCCCACAGCACCUGUCCUGCAGGGGAAAAAACAGUCAAUGCCGCUGGUCUCCAUUUAGAAGCAUUUGCAGAUAGUACACUGCAAAGAACAUGUACUUUAGAUAAUCUUACCUCGGAGAGCUGAGCAGCGAUUGGGUCUUGUAGAUACUCACCGUACUACGAGUACUGUGAGAGUCUUGGGCCCUGUCUGGUUUAAGUCGCAUAGGCCGAAGGGCCUUGUUCCCCGCCUUGCCAAUAAUAGAAUAGUUCAACUGUGUCGACUUUAUAUACAGAAAUGUACUUACAAAUGACCGAUAAAUUGGCUAUAGAAAGCAGCCAUUCAGCUUCGCCAUACAGAUUGCUUCUGUACCGCGCACUUUUCGGCAAUAUGUGACAGGAAAUUUCUCCACGCCCACGUUAGGCCCAUGGUGUUUAGGCCAAACCAUGGGCGAUAUUGGGCCUCAUCCAUGUGUGUCCGCAUUGGGCCAACCUGACACCGGGCCUCCUUCGUGGCGCUUCCUUUCCAGUCUGCUCCAAUACGCCUCGAUCGCAUCGGUGUGUUUCGCCGUCGUUGGAUCUUUAAAAUUUCUGUAGUGAUUGACGGUGAAACGUUCAUAGCCUUCGGAUGGCAGACGCUUGUAGGCCGUCUAUUCAUCGGUUACGAUGCUGCUUCCCGUCGCGACCCACUUUAUAGCAGCUCUUAGGGCAGGCCAACUUCCGUCGUUGACUUUCUGAAUAGCGUCUUUUUUCGCUUGGUGUGUUGCAUACCCGCCAGUCAAAACUGCCUUCUGCCUCUGUCGACACUGUACUUACGGCGGCUGAUGAGUGUUUCAUCAACAUGAGCCUCUAUUCCCAGACCACCAGUCUGUUUUGUUUCCUUCAUGAGGGCGAUUGAUCAUGCAUCGCAACACAUUACAUACCAUCGGACUGCUGUCAUAUGGCAUGUUCCAUUAUCUUCCCUGCAUUUUUACUCUUGUUCCUUGUAUAAACGCCAGCCAUAUCUUCAUGACUGUUCUGAUUGUAAGUCGACCCUUCUCAGAUAUUCAGCCCUAUCUAAGGGCCUUUCUACUUCAGCAUCGGCCGCACCGGAACGCAUACCCGUCCGUGUGCAGCCUCGAGACUUGCUAUCGCAUUAGGCGUCCACAAUGGCAAGCUAUCACAGUCGGCAGUAGUCCUCUUGUUUGGCAAUAUUCGACCACUUUUUUCGAGUUGAUAACUUUCAUUAUUUCUUCCGUUUUCGUUAUAAAAUCGGCUUGUGGUUGCCUGGCCUUUCUGCUUUCUGGCUUUCGUUAUUUCGCUCCUUGUUCGCUGGUGUGCCUUGUUUUGACUUCUUUAACGUUCAUUUGCAUCUCAAAACCCCGCGUAAAAUUUCGUAUUGGAACCAAUUAUCACUUAUUAUUCUUAUUUGCAAUUGUUUGCUCGUUUCCUUGCUUCCUGGCCUAAUGCAAACUUAUCAGUCGCGGUCUAUCCAAAUACCGUUUUUUAUUGAGUUGUUCUUUAUUUUUUAAAUUAACACACCCAAUUCUGUUGCCAUAUAAAACCGUAGGAGAAGAGUUUUGACGAAGAUCUAUUUUUAUGCUUCCCUGCAUACAUUUCACUUCUUGCCCACCGUGAUGCCACAUCCGCAAAACCCCUAAUACCGUCGUCGCCCUAUUACGCCACUCGCAGAUUACCGGUGGAGAAGUUGGGUUAUACAACCUAUCGUCGCCAUUUUUGUCAUAAUGAAUUACAUUACUUAUUUUGUUUGAAAAAAUGCAAUUUAAAAAUAUGCUGCCAUUUCGGGCAAAACAUCUCUCGAAAUAGAUACUCAUUGAAGUUUACAGUGCCGUAUCAUCUAACGAAGUAUUUAUACCGUCAGUUCCUUCUACGACACUACCAUCACACUUGGUGACACUUAGUGUGGGUGUUGGGUGUGGCCGUAGAUAUUUAUCGGGUGCGGUGUCAAAUGCGACCAGUACUGGCGCUGACACCGAAAAUAUAUUUUGGAUCUCGAAUGGUGGACUUAGCACGCGUGAGAGAUAUUUGGGCCGCCUUACCACUGCCGGCUGAAUCUCGAUGUCCAGCGCAUUCUUUGUGGCCCUAGGAUUAAAAGCAAAGCUGCGGAACCUGCCAAAUUUAAUUGAAUUAUCACCUGCACUCACAUUUUAGAAACUAAGGCAUGGACUUUGGACACGCUUCGCGGCCACGUCAACAAUGUCAGUUGCGUCCUCUUUCAUCCAAAGCAGGAUCUCCUCUUGUCAAACUCCGAGGACAAAUCAAUACGCGUCUGGGAUCUGGCCAAGAGAACCUGCGUCUCCACAAUCCGUCGCGACAAUGAUCGUUUCUGGGUCCUCGCAGCGCACCCUACACUCAGUCUCUUUGCGGCUGGCCAUGAUGAGGGCAUGGUUGUCUUCAAACUGGAGCGCGAGCGUCCCGCCUUCACAGUCUACAAGGAUUUGCUCUUCUACGUCAAAGGAAAAGUUCUGCGUCGCCUUGACUUUAACACUAAGAAAGACUCUCCCGUUCUACAAUUAAAAGAGUAAGUCUUAGGCCCGCUUGUUAGCACUAUGCAUGCACUCCUUGGUUUGCCGAAAUCCAACGCAAAUACUCUGGACGCGUUGCAUCUUUCGCGGCCUUUGGCAGUGCGCAAAUAGCUGCUAUAAUUAAUACCUAUGACGAUUCACUUUUAACGCUGAUCGUCAACGUAACUUGCUGCUUAUGCUACUUGACAAGCAGUAGCCGCCAGCCUCCUUCACACAAGGACGGAGUGUAACUCACAAUAGCUGAAGUUUCCACUACAACUUCGAUGUGCGGUAGAUGUGCUAACUCGUGAAAUGCAAACCGAAAUUCCGAAAUGUGUUUUCGACUCUGGCAUAUUACUUAAGUAGGGUUGUAAUACUAUUCACGGUGCGACACAAUUUCAUGAUAACUCAGUUCCUCUAAAACACUGGCUUUUGAAUAAACUUAUUUCCGGCCGCCUGCAACAACCUUACUCUGGAAAAAAUGGCUACUUAAGUAGUAUACGUUUUCCUCAUUGAUUUUCAAUACGCUUAUGAAUUCAACUAUAUUUUUUAGAAAACAUGCAUAAAAAUACUUAUUCUUUUACUCAUUUGGUAGAAAAUUACGUCUUCUUUAGAUUUUAUACUUGAAGGGAGGGUAUAAUUCGGUUUUAGAAAACUUUUCCAAUUCCCGAACAAUUUUGAGCCUGACCUGUCUUUAUACUUGUAUUCAGGGUUUCCAAGCUACAAGCUGUAUGUUUUCCAUGUACGGAAAAUCAUACAUAUCUAUACGGUGUUAAAAGGAGGCUAUAUGGUGUUCAUAAAAUUUAACGGUGGAUUUGAGCCAUAUUGUAGACUUUACAAGCAGAAUUGGUAAAUGCAGAGACACGAUGUUUUAUGAGCAGGCAUUUCACGGUCUUAAAAAAUCUCACAAUUAGAACCUUUUUUAAAUCCGAAUUAGGCCCUCUCUUCAAGCACAAAAUUUAAAGAAGACGUAAUUUUCUAUCAAAUGAGUAAAAACUGGGUAUUUUUAUGCAUGUUUUUCAUUAAACAUAUUUGAAUAUAUAAGGGCAUCGAAAAUCAAGUAGAAAAAUCCAAGCUACUUAAGUAGCCAUUUUUUGCAGGCGGCCGAAAAAGAGUUUGUUUAAAAGCCGACAUUUUAAAGGGAACGAAUUAUCAUGGGAUUGUGCCGCACCAUGCUUAGUAUUGCAAACCUACCUAAGUAAUCUGCUGGAGUCGAGAACGCAUUCCAGAAUUUUGGUUUACAUAUCACGAGUUAGCACAUCUACUGUGAUGCCAAAAAGAAUGCUGUUUGUUUAAUGUUUAGUACUUGUUCCUGACAGUCUAGACCAGUGAGUUGCGUCACUGAGGGCUAAAACAUAUUUACUAUUUCAGUCAUGCAUAUUUCUUCUAUCUAAAUAUCCUUAUCUGAAUUGCUUUUUUGCAGUGGUCGCGGAAUCCCCUUCGCCGUUGCCUUCAAUCACAUUGAAAAUGCAGUCGUCAUCUCUAGCCGUCCACAGUUUUCCGACGCAAAGUCCUCAAAUGGAACCACAACCAACGUUGUCUACGAUAUUUACAUUCUUCCUAAGAUUGAGGAAGGUUCUACCCCUGGUCAGGUUGACAGUCGCGGUGGACAGGGCUCCUGUGCGGCUUGGGUCGGACGAAACAAGUUUGCCGUCCUGGAGUCGCCUGGUGUGAUUGCCAUUCGCACUCUGACCAAUGAACGAGUGAAAAAGAUUGAACUGACCGGCGUCGACUCCCUCUUCUACGCUGGCACUGGUAAUCUGUUGGUGCGUGACUCGUCCAGCCUCAGCAUCUAUGGUCUGGCCAAUGGGCGCAGUCUCUUUUCUCUGAAGAAUACGAAACCCAUUCGUCAAGCUGUCUGGUCGCCUGACGGCCAGUAUGUGGCUUUCUUCAGCAAGAUGUUUUUAUACCUCUGUAACCGUCAGAUGGAGAUAAAAGCCAGCAUACAUGAGACGGUACGCAUUAAGAGCGGUGCGUGGGAGGAGGAAGGCGUUUUCAUUUACACUACCAGCACCCACAUAAAGUACAGUCUACUGAACGGAGACCAUGGUAUAAUCCGAACUCUGGAUCUACCCAUCUACAUCACGGCAGCACGUGGCAACUCAGUCUUUUGCCUAGACCGGGACUGCCAGCCUAAAGUCCUGUCUAUCGAUCCUACCGAGUAUCGCUUUAAGCUUGCUCUUGUUAAUCGACGCUACGAGGAAGUUUUGCAUAUGGUGCGCAACGCCAACCUUAUUGGCCAGGCCAUCAUCGGUUACCUGGAGGAGAAGGGCUACCCCGAGGUGGCGCUGCACUUUGUCAAGGACACGCGCACGCGAUUCUCACUCGCAAUGGAUUGCGGCCAGCUGGAAGUCGGCCUUGAGGCUGCCCGUGCCCUCGACGACAAAGUUUGCUGGGAACGUCUGGGUGAAUCAGCUCUGAGGCAGGGCAACCUUUCGGUCCUGGAGAUGGCCUACCAGCGCACCAAAAAUUUCAGUAAGCUCACGUUCCUAUACCUCAUCGCCGGGAAUCUGGAGAAACUACGGAAGAUGAUGAAAAUUGCGGAGAUUCGGCGAGACUUUUCUAAACAGUACCAGAUUGCUCUCUUGCUGGGUGAUGUGCCCGAGCGUAUCAAAGUGCUGAAGUCAUGCCAUCGUAAUUCCCUCGCCUAUCUGACUGCAGCUACCUUCGGCUUGUCAAAUGAGGCCAGUGAUCUAGCCACCCAGCUGAUCCAGGAACAUACUACGAAGGAGGGGGUCGAACCACGACUACCCGAGGUUAAUCCCAGUGCUAAGUUGUUAGUGCCUUCUCCACCAGUUAACGACGGACUAGCUCAGGUGGGCGCCAACGGGGAAAUAAACGAAGGCCUUGUGGGUCCCACCGCCAACUGGCCCACGCUUGCCGUGCACAAGGACUUCUUCGAGGCUGCCUUCUCGGCGCGAAACAAAACACUGGAGGACUCAAGCCCCCAGGGUCCACGAAUCACUCUUACGGCCAAAGAGGGCGCUGCUAUGGACUUGGGCGACGUUGAAGGCGCUAACUGGGAUGAUGACAAUGAUCUGGGCACUGGGGAGCGUGAUAUCUUUGCGGAUGCUGCGGAGGAUGGUGACCUAGGAGGCGACGCUAGCGAGGGGGAAGGUAACCUUGUUCAUGUACAUGCAGUUAGCUUCUAUAUAAUUAGCUAUUACAAAAUCAGAACUCGAUCGUUACCGACAGUAUUGACAAAAAGCUCUAUUUUUAGGUGGCUGGGACAUAGAUCAGGACCUCGACCUCCCACCGGAAGUGCUUGCCACCAUCGAGGACAAGCCCGGCACUGGCGUCGCUGGUGUGGACUCAGAAUUUGUGGAGCCUGUACCUGGACGUUCAGUGGCCAGCUACUGGGCAGAAAACUCCAACUUUGUAGUGGAUCAUGUCUGUGCUGGCGAUUGGACUCAGGCAAUGUUCCUACUGAAUCAGCAGGUUGGCGUAGUUGACUUCUCUCUCUACAAACCCGUCUUCCAAGCAAUCUUUGCUGCAUCCAGACUAGCUUUGCCAGGAAUUCAGAAUACACCCACAGUGACUGUGUACCCUCAGCGUAACUGGGCCAACAUGCGGAGUGGUGUCGCCUCUGGUCUUCCCGCCGUGCCAGUUAGACUGGACACUCUUCUCUCACGUCUUCAAAUUGCCUACCAGCUGACAACGAAGGCUAAGUUUGCCGAGGCGGUCGAGCGUUUUCGCGAGAUCCUGCUUCUCGUGCCUCUGCUUGUUGUCGAAAAUAGUACUGAGGAGAGUGAAGCUAAGAGUCUGCUGUCGAUUUGCAGGGAGUACAUCGUCGGACUGCAGAUGGAGAUGACCCGAAAGUCUCUUCCCAAGGAGACAGACCAGGUACGUUUCUUGACUUCUAAUUGAAUAGACCCGAAAUGUGUGCAUCGUUUCAUACUGCACAUGGCCCAUUUCUUGUAUUUACUAGGUGGUGGUAUCGGGUGUUUCGAUAGUAUCCCAAGUAGCAAGUGUCGGAAAUUCGCAUUUUCUAUAAAUUCUAUGCUUUUGUGAUGACUGUGGGCGUGCAGAGCGAUAGGUCUUUCAUGACUUGGCCUUGGUUUUCUCAAUUUAAACGUAUCGCUUCUGAGUAUUGUCUUUCUUAACCUUUUGUUAAAUUGUCACUACUCAGUAUCCUUGCUCCUAACGUCGUGUACGAAUUUGGCCGAUCGUGCGUUUUUGUAUCUUGCUCUUCGACUGAUUGAACAGUGUUUUACCUACCCUUUUGUGAAUGACCCUUGCAAACGCACUUGAGCAGAUUACAGUCCAGCACUGCCACUUAAAGACAUUCUGUAAGAGACCCGAAUAAUCAGCAAAUUAGUUACAGAGGAAUGCUAGACCGUUCAACAGCAGAGAAGCACGUCAGAUAACUGAUUUGCCGGAGAAGCCUAGAUCAGUUAUUUUUUGUUUUCCUUAACACCAACCUUGUAAUAAAUUGCGUUUGUUAUGUUUUCAUAAUUUCAUCUUUCUAGAAAAUCCAUAGGAUUUUUGAUGACUCAAAUCUACGGAUUUAACAUAUUUUUUUCUCGUGAAACCCCUACUGGACUAUGCCAUCCCACCGCCAUGGGCUUUCUUCUCCGCUGAGCUGAGGGAAGCAGUAGAUUUCCUGUUAAGCUCGGAAAAUUUUCCCACUUUAAUUCUCGUUCGCCCAAUUGUUAAGGGAAUUAUUUCCUCACACAAAUUUUCGUUUUAAGACACCUCUUGUGUCGAGUAAUGGUAGCAACUGACCUCGGUUUUGGAAAACCGGGUAGAUAUCUGUCUCAUCCUAGUUAUAUCUAUAUAUCCUCGAUUGUGCACUUCCUCACGAUUUGUCCUUUUCCCGGUUUUUUAGCUUUUGUUUUUAUAGGCUUGUGCACGGAAUAACCGCGAAUAAUCUCUCCUCAAGCGUCUUUUUUCUAUACUCGGUUCUCCUCUGUGGGCUUUGGCUUCUAAAAGGUUAAAUAGGGUAGUAGAUCAUUCGUGUGAAUUUGAAUGAUGGGGACUGCGCGAUCGGUUUGUACAAUGUUCGGCUACCGAAAUCUCCUCAGUUCUUCUCCUUUUUAUUUGCCGAAGCUGAGAGGUCCCACAUGACUCCUUGUAGAGCUACUACCUCAAUUGCCCUAUUAGUAUUACUAGAAUUGCAAAUUCGGCAGAUUGUUGGGCCUACCUGGAUGAUGUUUCUGGGUGUGUUAACGUUUCCCUGCCCAACUGUCAAUAUCAACUCUUUCCUUAAUGUAAGGGAGUGCUUACGACUUUUUGUUACGUUUUUUCGAAUAAAACGUUUAUUGUUAGGCCACCGCAUGCGCCGCCUCGACUGAUUUCCCUUAUUACACGUUGGAGUCUUAGGACUGUCUUUCUAGAAUGACUUGGCCCUUUUUGGGAGGAGCGGAGUAUGCGGGUGCUAGGGAGAAUGAUCCGUCCUAAUGGCUUGAAGGUCGCGGCCAUUCCUCGGCGAUCCCACCCAGUAAUCAUUUGUGGUUCUGAGAAACUGAUCGCCGAAUCACGCCCCAUCAAUAGCCCUGAUUGGCGAGGGAGGACAAAUAAGAUUUAACCAGUGAAGAUUUGCGUUGUCUGGUUCGGACAAUCGAGCAGAACUCUGCCUGCCCGACCGCUGCACCCAGGUCCAUUUCCGGUCAUCUAUUCUUAAUUCUGCCACUAAAAUAUGACGGAUGACAAGGCACCGGAGUGACUUUGCUUUGAAACAGGACUUUCUCGUUCUAAUUGAAUUCCUCCUCCUUAACUAUCACUGUUCUUUUGAGGUAAUUGUGCUCAUCAUGUCUGACGAACUGCCUACCAGUUGGUGUUUGGCCGACUGGCAGCGUUAAAUAGAUCGCAGAUGGCCACUCAAGUCUCCCUUACAUUCGUCCUCAUACCUACCUGUAUUGCUGGUCGUCACAUGGCUGUUUGUGAGGGCCUUUGAUGGAACUCCAAAGCAAAGAGGAGCAAGCAUGUUCCUUCCUGUAAUUAGAUCGCCGAAGCGCCACUUUCUAUGAGACCUGCUAGUCCCCGUGCUUUUGAACCGUAUUAUGGACAUCCUGGCAUUGCUUUUGUCCUUAGUAUCUUUUGACAGUUAUCGUUCUCCACCCACCUCCCUUUUCGUCUACAGGACAAGGUUCGCAAUGUGGAACUUGCCUGUUACUUUACCCACAUGAAACUGGAGCUGCCGCACAUGGUGCUGACCCUUCGUACUGCAGUGAACCUACUCUUUAAGAUCAAGAACUACCGCCUCGCCGCUUUGAUGGCACGCCGUUUGCUCGACCUCGCGCCCCCCACCGAGGUGGCUGAGCAGACGCGCAAGAUCCUCAGGGUCUGUGACGCCAACCCCACUGACGCCUUUCAGCUGGCUUAUGAUCCGCGCAACCCCUUCGAGGUUUGCGCUGCCUCCUACACCCCUGUCUACAGGGGCGAAGAGUGUGUUCGGGACCCGCUCACCAACGCCUGCUACCUGCCCAGGUGGAAGGGAACCGUCUGUCGCGUGACGAAGGCAACCGAAGUGGGUCUGGUCUGCGGCGGCCUGCGUAUCAAUCCCAACGCCCGGUAG